This is a messenger RNA of Caenorhabditis remanei, 1053 nucleotides long. RefSeq lists its product as uncharacterized. Gene Ontology annotation, molecular function: zinc ion binding; ubiquitin protein ligase activity. NCBI's taxonomy places the organism in Eukaryota, Metazoa, Nematoda, Chromadorea, Rhabditida, Rhabditidae. The coding region runs from base 1 to 1053 and encodes 350 amino acids. The transcript is spliced from 5 exons. Gene Ontology annotation, biological process: protein ubiquitination; ubiquitin-dependent protein catabolic process via the N-end rule pathway. Gene Ontology annotation, cellular component: cytoplasm; ubiquitin ligase complex. The record is from RefSeq and is a predicted model, not a curated record.
AUGAUCGUCGAUUUGGUUCAAUCGGUUUUACAAGGGGAAUGGGCCCAAGUUCGCCAGUUGCUAUUCAAACACUGGCUUGUUCAAGUUCCACAAGUAUUUGAAAUAAAUGAAGAUAUACCAUGGGACAAUACGGGUGUUAAGGAGAAGUUGCUUGGCCCUUCAGGGCAAUUAUUGUUCUCCCCUAUCGUCAGUGCAUUUUUGUUAGAUGUUCGUAACACAAAAAGUGAUUUGGGAGGAAUGAACGAAAUUGCUGGAGUAGAUCCAUCGAAAACAGGCAAAAUUUGUGGUCAUGUUUUCAAAAACGUAGAGGAGACGUAUACCUGUCUGGAUUGUGCUACAGAUAAAACAUGUGUCAUGUGUCUUCCAUGUUUCAAAGUAUCCAUUCACAAAUCGCACAAGUAUGAGAUGCGCUCUUCAUCCGGAUCAGGUUGCUGUGAUUGCGGCGAUGUGGAAGCGUGGCUGGAAGGAUACGCUUGUGCUAACCACAAAAAGAAAGACGACGAUGAAACAUUUACCCUAGCUCCAGAAUUGAAAAAACGCAGUGAGCAACUGAUUGAAAUUAUUCUACAUUUUGCUCUUUCAAUGCUUACACACAAUGACGAUCUCAAACUACCCGAUUUUUUCGAAAAGUUGGAGAUAGAAAGCUCAACUGACAAUCAGCAAUGCUUAACAGUUUUGUACAAAAAUGAAACGCAUUCAUAUGAAUCUGUUCUCAAAGUGUUAGAACUGUACUGCACUAAAGAUCAGGCAAUGUUUGUUGAAACAAUCGUUGAUCGAGAAGGCCGCAGUGCGGUGAAGCUGGGGAAUAAAACUGAUUGUACAAGAGCAAAAGAUGAUCAUCAUUUACCACUCAGUUUCAAAAAGAAGUUCUUACAAAAAGUGGUUUUGGAAGAUUCCAAAGAUGAUGGAGGUGUGAGAAACGAAAUUGAUGCAAAUGAAGGAGCAGAGGUUUUCAAUUCAGUAACAACGAUUGUUGAACAACAAGAAUCGACCAUCGAAAAUUCAUCGUUCACAAUGCUGGAAAAUAUUCUUCUGCAGGAUACCCAAAUAUGA